Messenger RNA from Desarmillaria tabescens, 1059 nucleotides. Its product is annotated as TFIID domain-containing protein. The record is from RefSeq and is a predicted model, not a curated record. The transcript has 6 exons. Gene Ontology annotation, biological process: transcription by RNA polymerase II. Gene Ontology annotation, molecular function: transcription coregulator activity; protein heterodimerization activity. Lineage: Eukaryota; Fungi; Basidiomycota; Agaricomycetes; Agaricales; Physalacriaceae. Gene Ontology annotation, cellular component: SAGA complex. The coding region runs from base 1 to 1059 and encodes 352 amino acids.
AUGACCACGAUCAAGAGGGUGAACACCGGCGAGAUGCUGGGUGCAAGGGAGUACAAAUACACCCAGGAGAUCUCACAGAUGAUGUUUGUAUUCGGCGAGGUGCAGGAACCUAACUUGGACACUGUGAAUCUCGUCGAGGAUAUCGUUCGAGGACAGCUAAUUGAGCUGAUUGUACAAGCCCGAGCACUGGCUGUACGACGGGGAGCGCGUUACCUGACAGCUGAGGACCUCAUCUUUCUAAUUCGUCACGACCGAGGCAAGGUCAAUCGACUACGAACAUACCUUUCCUGGAAAGACGUGCGUAAACAUGCUAAGGAUUCUGGCGGCGAUGGGGGAGGUGGUGUCGAAGUCGAGACCUUGGAAGACGGUGCUGAUGACAAACUUGCUGCAAAGGCUCAGAAGAUCACUAUUAAACUGCCCUGGGAAAUUACGACAAUAUAUUCGGAGGUCCUUAAGCAAAGCGGGCAUCAAUCGGACGACGAAGAAGACGAGGAUGAUAUUGAAGCUCAUGAAGCAUCUAUACAGCGUCUAAAGGAAGCCGAUGAUGCCACUCGUCAAAUGACCAGAGAGGAAUAUCAACAUUAUUCUGACUGCCGACAGGCUUCAUUUACAUACCGCAAAGCCAAACGAUUCCGCGAGUUCCUCAACCUUCCACCACACCUCGAUCUGAAAGCGAACGACGACACGGUUGACAUCGUCGGUUUCCUUGCUUUUGAAAUGGUCCGCUCCCUCACCCUGGCUGGUCUCUCUGUCAAAAAGUCACUGGAAGAGGCCUCUCUACUCGACGAAUACACGUCGCCCGUCAUGGGCAAGCGGAAGGCAAAUUCACUAGGCGGCUCUGCAGAGAAGCGCAGAAGGGAGGAGGAAGAGGAACGCGACGAAUAUACGCUUCCCGUCAACUCACUAUUCUUACCCCCACCGGAGGCACGGAUAGCUAUACAGCCAGAACACAUCCAGGACGCAUUUUCGCGAAUGCAAGGCGACUGGUCACAUCAUCGAGCCGCUGGAAUGCACAAUUGGAGGGGUGGUCUUGUUCGAACCAGAGUUACUCUCAUCUAA